Molecule: messenger RNA, 5172 nt
Organism: Fundulus heteroclitus (mummichog)
Lineage: Eukaryota; Metazoa; Chordata; Actinopteri; Cyprinodontiformes; Fundulidae
Gene: rce1a
Product: Ras converting CAAX endopeptidase 1a
Exons: 8
Coding region: 176-1114 (312 amino acids)
Biological process (GO): CAAX-box protein processing; amino acid transport; sodium ion transport
Cellular component (GO): endoplasmic reticulum membrane
Molecular function (GO): metalloendopeptidase activity; amino acid:sodium symporter activity
Source: RefSeq, a predicted model, not a curated record
GAAGAAGAAGAAGAUGAUGACGUAGUUUGCAAGCGCCGAACAGAUAACGCUUGAACUAACAGGUAUAGCAUCGAAUUGACAAAUUCUUCAGGUUUGCUGCUGAUGUUGGGUGCAUGUCAGAUGGUCCAGUUGUCACCCGGCGCCGCUUAGUGCUGCUUCCCCGUUGUGAGCCAUUAUGACGGAGGAGAAAGGCAUUGUGAGAGAGCAGAUAGAGGGGGUUCCGGAAGGACUGUGUUGGCUCUCCGUGCUGUCUUGCCUGCUCCUAGCCUGCUGUUAUGUUGGCAGUUUAUAUGUCUGGAGGAGCGACUUGCCCAGGGACCAUCCUGCUGUGAUAAAGAGGCGCUUCACCAGUGUCCUGAUUGUAUCGGGCCUGUCACCUCUCUUUGUUUGGGCAUGGAGAGAAUUUACAGCUGUCAGAACACUCUCACCAUUGCUGGCUCUCUUGGGGAUUCGACUUGAAGGUUUUAUUUCUGCGAUUGUACUUCCUUUGUUGCUAACCAUGGUCCUUUUUCUUGGCCCACUUAUACAGCUUUCCAUGGACUGUCCCUGGAGCUUCAUAGAUGGUAUUCGUGUGGUGCUUGACCCAUGCUUUUGGACGUUGUGCCUCAGUGACAUGCGCUGGUUGAGGAAUCAAGUGGUGGCACCAUUAACAGAAGAAUUAGUGUUCAGAGCCUGUAUGUUGCCUAUGCUGGUGCCAUGUGCUGGUCCUACUACUGCCAUCUUCACCUGCCCGCUGUUUUUUGGAGUCGCUCAUUUCCACCAUGUCAUAGAGUUGCUGAGGUUCAGACAGGGGACACUAUCAGGGAUCUUCCUCUCAGCAGUGUUUCAGUUCACCUACACAGCGCUAUUUGGUGCUUACACUGCUUUCAUCUUUAUCAGAACAGGUCACCUGAUGGGUCCGGUUCUCUGUCACUCCUUUUGUAACUACAUGGGUUUCCCAGCCAUCAGCACUGCACUGGAGCACCCCCAGCGCCCCAUCAUUUUAUCAUCCUACCUGCUGGGAGUUACUCUAUUUUUCUUGCUGCUCUUUCCAUUAACAGACCCUUCCUACUAUGGUGUCCCUACUCCAGUCUGUACCCUGACCUCAUCCCCCAGCUCUCUUUGUUUCUCUUGACCCCUUUGUCUACCUACACAGGCUUAUCUGCUUUUGUCCUGUUGCUGUGCAAAAUUUAGGCAAUGAAGGGACUGGUUUAUGUUUUUGGCAAACUGUUGUUGGUGUUCUUCUGCAGUUUGAGUCAACUUAUUAAGUGCACAUUAUUUAUUGUUCCUUUUAUGUGACAUGAAAUAGCGACAUGGGAGGCAGCUGGUCACCUUUCAGAAUGCGUUGAAAUUAGGGUUAAUGUCCUUGGGACCAUUCUGUUCCAUUACUUUGUCUUACAGAAAUCAUCUUCAUGUCAGAAUAUUGUACCCUGUCACAUUUCCUUAUGUAGCAUAGUACAUUUUUGUCCACAAACACUGAGUCAAAAUUAGUAAACAUGAAUAUGGUGUACUUAUUUUGUUAUUAAGUCGCUUUCAUCUCUGCAAACUUAUCAAAUACUUUAUUUUGAAGUUAUUUGUUCUGACAACCAAAAUUUGCCAUAUGAUGGUGGUUGAAGAUCUGAAAAGGUCUGGGUUUAGUCCCCAGUCUGAGGCAGAUAACAGAAUUCAUGCUAUGUGUUAUGACAUAUAAUUUCCCUUAAUGCCAUUUGUCCCCCCUGACUGCACAAUGACAUUUUAGGCAGGAGUUUUGUUAUUUCUGGCUGCACAACCCUUCAGGACUAAGCACUGCUGUAGCUGCAUUCAACAACAGAAAUAUAUCUGGGGUAGAAUGUUAAAAUAUAUCCACUGUGUAAUUUGCCAAAAUUGUCUCGGGUGUAUAUUAUGCAUUAUUUUAAUUUUUAUGGUUUGAUUUUAAACAGCCAGUAUUUUUGCUAUUUUUGUAAAGCAGAAGUUCCAUCUUUAAUAUAUACUAAAUAUACAGUGCUAUUCAAUACAUUUGAAUAUCAUUGAAAAGCAUAUUUAAUCCAGUUGUUCAAUUCAUCAGUUGAAACACAUUAUAUAAACCCCUUUUCCAUUGCCACUCAAAGGCCUAGGGCUCUUCAAAUCCAUGUAGAAUUACCAUGCGUUACACAUUUGUAAUGUGAAAAUGAAGCAAGUCUCCUCUCUGCUGUUUUUGCUCUGACUGCAUGCAGGGCUUUCAGGCAGCUGCCUGUGCCUGUGAGACAGUUCUGAGGGAUGUAGGAUGGGACUCACAGCAGCUGCCUGUGCCUGUGAGACCGUGUUGAGGAUUGGUUGAAAGGCAGUCACUAAGUAGGCAACACUGGACUGUCGUCUCUAGUUUUCCUUCACUGCCACAAGCAGCGCAACACACAGUAGCCACUAGUAGCUUUAUGCACUAGCACAGGGAUUCCCAAACUUAGCGAAUUGUGAUCCCUAAAAUAACAUUGCCAGAGACUGGCGAACCCCUAUUUGGCAGGUUGGGGGGAGUAGUGGGUUUUUUUAUGUUAAUGUUUUGGAAAUUCCGAGAAUAAAGUCAUAAAAUUGCGAAAAUAAAGUAGAAUUUUAUGAGAAUUCCAAAAAGAACGCUUUCUUCCCCCUGUGUUAAAAUGAGGUAUAUUGAGCUCUUGUGAAGUUAUACUUUGGUAUCAGUUUCACAAAUAAGGGAAUAAUUAUCAUUUGUAGCAUCAAAUAAUUAUGACUAUUAGGACUUUCAAAUGAUUGAGCAAAGAACUUUAACUUUGUUUUUGUCAUUUACAAAACAAAAUUGUAUUACAGCCAUUGUCGAUUAGAAAAAGUAAAAAAAAAAAUGGCCACAGAGAAUUACAUUUCUACAAAAUAAACAUAAAAAAUUGAGAUUAAUUUAACCUAUUUGAGAGAGAAACAAUUUCUGAUGUUGAAUGAUCGAAAAUUUUGGAGAAUUAUUUUGUUCUACGAUUAAAGGCAUAAAUGCCCUACAUUGAAACAAGUAUACCUCUGACAUUGUAAAGUCAGAAAUGUGAUCAUCAUCUGGAUCAUCUCGCGUCCCACACAUGAUGUCUUAAUUAAUUUUUAACUGACUAUGAUUAGAAUAAGUUAGCAAAUAUAUAGUAUGCUAUAUCAUAUGCUUUACAUUGUUUUAACAUAUUUUUUUAAUCAUUAUGAAGGUGUGGCGGCGUGCCAUGUUCAAUUACAUGUACCAGAAAUCCUUUACCUGCUUUAAGUUUAUUUUAUUUCCAAGUUAUAUGAGCCACAUUGGAACUCAUAUUCUGAUUUAUUGAAAAUGACUGUAUAAUAACCCAGUGUUUUUGUGUUUUACUCGGUAGUCAUUGAGUUAAUUUGUUCGUGAAGGUGGAUGAUGGAAUGGUUUUUCUUCUUAAUCUCUGGAACAUGACAUUUUUAGACAAAUGCAUAACCAUUUAGUCCAGUCCAGUUACCUCUAUGCACAACACGUUUCUUACAUAGUUUCAGAAUAUAAGCUUUUUCUUUUCUGUCUGGUUUUCAUUGACAGUAUGGUUAAAUUCUUAUUUUCUUUCAUGUUUUCUGUUUUCAAAGUUUGUACUUUUUAUAAAUUGCAUAGUACAGUAUUUCUUAGCAAAUAAUGUUUUAAAGUUUACGGUUAUGACCAAAUAAUUUUAUAAUUUCAUCAAGGGUCUUGCUAAGUUUUCCAAAACCAUUAUCUACAGUAGCUAUCAAGAUUUAACAGGUUUUACUCUGCUGGUACUUUUUUUUGUAAUUGAUUAAUAUAGUGCCCUUCUCAAAAACAAACCAAUGUAACUUGAGAGGGUCGGAUCCAUCGCUGAAAGUGUCAUGUGACCUAGAGCGGUGCUGUAGGUCACAUGAUCCAUUCUAGGUUACAGCAGUCUAAGCUCAGACUGCCAUAACAACAUAAGAAAACAUGUAUGACACUUACCUUAUCAGGCAUAUUUUUGCUUCUUUGAUGUAGGAUCUAAUCUAAUGGGGUAAAUGUGGCCUUGUCUUUACAAGUAACUGUAUGACUUCUCAAUCUGCUGGUCCAAACUGGCCUACUAUUGGAUUCCAACACACGGAGGGAGACCGUUUAAUUUUGCAGUGUUGCCAUUGGCCCUCAUGGGUGCUAAACCUGGAAGUUACAGGUCUAGUGCCCCAGUGGCCAAAACAUAACAUAGUGCUGCUUUAACUGCACAAAAAAAUUUAGAACUUCAUCAAGUUGUCAAAACAGGGUAACAUUUUAGCAUUAAUCUGGCACUGCAGCACUCCACAUAAUAAUAAUCUUUUGCAGAAACUCAGGUCCAGCCAAAACAUUUGUCAGUGUCAAGGAAAAUUGGAAUAAAAGACUGCAGGGUACCAUUCAGACGCCGUAUCAUAAAAUGCUUAGAUUUCAGAUGACUCCAAUAACAAUAAAUUAUAGUCUUCGUGAUCAGGACAUUCCUAGUAUCAAAUACCAUCCACAAAGGACCCCAAACAUUUUCACAGCCAGCAACAAACUGAUGGAAAACAUGAAUAACAGUAUAGUGCAUAAACAUUAGUUCAGAAUUCACACUUCUGAAGCCUUUUCAUCUAAAUAUGUUCAAACUCUAUGUACACAGGCCAAAACACUAAAGUGGUCUUUGUGGGAGUUUUGGGAAUGUUUUAGGCCUCAAUUUGUGUGUGAGCCCUUACUGUAACAGUUUGUGGGAAUGGAAUUUCAAAGGAAAAUCCUAAAUUAAGGGGAAUUGGGAACAAUCUAAUAAAAUUCUGAAGGUGUAAAUGUCUCAACACCUACUUUGCUCAGGCCUUUAGUUAUAAACACAGCUCAGUUCUUUGACUAUAACCACUGUCUACUGCAGACUAACAGCAACACAGGCAACUACAAGUGGGAAUAAUCUAAUUUGCAUUCCUCAAAAAAAAAUGCUGGUAUUAUACAGAAACUAUUAACAUUUCUGGCCAACUCUAAGAUAUAAACCAGUAGAUCUACAGCUAGAAACUAAAACUGACAAGCUAGGUGAUCACUGAAACCUAAACAAUUUAAGAUUUUGGGUUCUUUAAGCUCUGUAUUACCAGUGAAAGUGUUAGUUGUGUCUAAAGUUGAUAGUACAUCUAUCACAUCUAAAAGAGUAGCUUUGUGAUAUUAAGAAUCAGGCUGUCAGUCUCAAGGACAUGGUCUUGGGGUAAUUUGAUGUUUUUAAAGGCAAACACAACAGACUAAAGCUCGUCACAUCCCUGUCUGAUCAAUAAAACCCUUUUUUUUACUUGUCA